AUGGAGAAUCAAUCCACCACCACAUCGCCAAACGGGAUGACGCCAGCGAAUCCAGAAACGAUGGCGGCAAUGCUUGAACUACUUUCUGCCUAUUUAGUAUUGUUUAUAUUUGGUUUUAUAUGUGCACUUAUAAAUAUACCGCUUUUAUACAUUCUAUUUUCUUCGAAAAAACUUCGCGACGAUUCGAAGCUUCUAAUUUGUCUCGCAUUCGGAGAUCUUCUAAAUUGUGCCGGUUUAUCACUUAUGGGUCUCGAUCGAUAUCUAUUGUUUACACGAUCUAUUCCGACUGGAAUGGUACCGCUUGAGACAUCAUUGUCGUGCGCAUCUAAGCCAUAUAUGUGGUUCAGAAUUCUUGGUAACCUAUGGCCACCCACGGUGCUGAUGAUAAUGGGUAUGGAACGUGUUUUUGCUACAUUGCUACCUAUAGCAUAUAUAAGACAUGUCCGCGAUAGGGGUAUUCAUUUAAGUUUGAUCAGUAUAGUCCUGGUUUUGAUGUUUUGCGCGAUUGGACUUACACUUUCUAUCACGAAUCUAACAAAAGGAUACGUUAAGUUUGACUGUGGUAGGAAAGCCACAUUUUCUGUGUCGUACGCUUACUAUAUUUAUAUGUGGGAGAUGUUAGGAUAUCUUGCUGGUCUCGUACUGAAUAGUUUUGCGUAUAUUCGUGCGAUAGCGAUUAUAUCAAAUAAAAUAGUUCGCGAUCAACUGAAAAGAAUUCGAUACGGCUUGGUCUUGGGUGUUCUAUCCUCGUUACUGGUAUCUGUUCCGAAUAUGAAAUCAUUAUUUCUUGAACAAUUACGAUUUGCUGGUAUGGAUGAGUGGGUCUCACAAAUGUUCAAUUGGUUCAGCUUGAUCAAUUCCUCUAUAAACAUAUUUGUGUACAUUUGCCUGUUUAAAGAUUUUCGGGACGAAUUUGCACGACGUUUUCGUGUCAUGCCACAAACUAUGUUACCAGCAAAUGAGACAGAAAUCGAAGUGAUGUCUCAAGGAAUUUCCUCCUAUCUGGUGUUGUUUAUUAUGGGUAUCGUGUGUACGUUUCUUAACAUCCCGCUACUUUAUGUUCUACUUAAAUCAUCACGAUUUCGUUCGGAUUCCAGGUUGCUCAUAUGCUUAGCCAUUGGAGACAUGAUUAAUUGUCUUGCCUUAUGCUAUUUGGGAUAUAAUCGACAUCGUUUAUACAUGGAAUCCAUAAAAACGUACAUGGUACCGAUGGAAACUUCUCGAACAUGCGCAAAAAAAGCGUACAUGUGGUUACGACUAAUCGGAAACGUUUGGCCGCCUACAGUACAACUUUUGAUGGGAGCGGAAAGAACGCUCGCUUGUUGGGCACCAGUAUUUCAUUUAACGUACAUACGUAAAAGGCUGGUCUACAAGAAUGGAUAUCUCAAUUAA
Molecule: messenger RNA, 1392 nt
Organism: Necator americanus (New World hookworm)
Lineage: Eukaryota; Metazoa; Nematoda; Chromadorea; Rhabditida; Ancylostomatidae
Exons: 11
Coding region: 1-1392 (463 amino acids)
Biological process (GO): G protein-coupled receptor signaling pathway
Cellular component (GO): membrane
Molecular function (GO): G protein-coupled receptor activity
Source: RefSeq, a predicted model, not a curated record